Molecule: messenger RNA, 5891 nt
Organism: Pangasianodon hypophthalmus (striped catfish)
Lineage: Eukaryota; Metazoa; Chordata; Actinopteri; Siluriformes; Pangasiidae
Gene: tom1l2b
Product: target of myb1 like 2 membrane trafficking protein
Exons: 15
Coding region: 88-1650 (520 amino acids)
Biological process (GO): signal transduction
Cellular component (GO): membrane; endosome
Molecular function (GO): ubiquitin binding; phosphatidylinositol binding; clathrin binding
Source: RefSeq, a predicted model, not a curated record
GCGUCUUCCAAUAGGACCGUGCGAGGGGCGGGGCUUCAGUGUUUACUGCCUUAUUCACCGUUAGUCGAUGGGAUUGUUGUUGACAAGAUGGAGUUCUUGCUAGGAAAUCCGUACGGUACUCCGGUGGGACAGUGCAUUGAAAAAGCCACAGAUGGCUCCUUACAGAGUGAAGACUGGACUUUAAAUAUGGAGAUAUGUGACAUCAUCAAUGAAACAGAAGAUGGGCCUAAGGAUGCCAUAAGGGCUGUCAAAAAGAGACUUAAUGGGAAUAAGAAUUAUAGAGAAGUGAUGCUGACCUUGACUGUUCUUGAGACAUGUGUGAAGAACUGUGGUUAUCGCUUCCAUGCUCUCGUCACCACCCGGGACUUCAUUGAUGGAGUUCUGGUUAAGGUCAUUUCUCCUAAAAACAACCCCCCAGCCAUCGUUCAGGACAAAGUACUUGCCCUUAUACAGGCUUGGGCUGAUGCUUUCAGGAGUAGUCCCGAUUUGACAGGCGUGGUCCAUGUCUAUGAGGAAAUGAAGAGAAAAGGCAUAGAGUUCCCAAGGUCAGACCUGGAGACCUUAUCACCUAUCCACACACCACAGCGGUUGCAGAGUAGCUCAGAGGGGGAUCCCAAACCCAAUGCUCCAGCUCAGCCAAAACCUGUCCAUGCCUACUCCGCUCCUCCUGUCCACACCUCCCCUCAGGUUCCCAGCUUGCACAUGUCUGGAUCCAUCAACCCCACUCCAGAACAGAUUUCUAGGCUGCGCAGUGAGCUGGAUAUUGUGCGUGGGAACACCAAGGUGAUGUCUGAGAUGUUAACAGAAAUGGUGCCUGGCCAAGAGGAUCCAUCUGACCAUGAGCUUCUUCAAGAGCUGAACAGAACCUGCAGGGCCAUGCAGCAGAGGAUAGUAGAGCUCAUCUCCCGUGUGUCCAAUGAGGAGGUCACAGAGGAACUGCUCCACGUCAACGAUGACCUCAACAACAUCUUUUUGCGAUAUGAGAGAUAUGAGAGGUUCCGUUCUGGUCGAUCUGUUCAUGGUGUCAAUAAUGGGGUCCUGAGUGAGGCCACAGACGACAACCUGAUUGACCUUGGGCCAGGUUCUCCUGCAGUGGUGAGCCCCAGGAUCAGUGGUACUCCUCCCUCCAGCCUGCCGGCUUCAGUAGCCCCUGCUCGCUCUGCUUCACCUGCCACACUCUCCUCUCGACUGGCAGGUCUGGAUGUAGGAGCUGACAGUGUCAGUGGCACUCUGAGUUCUCUAAGUCGCUGUCAGCCAGUGUCAGAUGACUUUGACAUGUUUGCCCAGACCAGGAGCGGCACCCUGGCUGACCAAAGGAAGAAUCCACCUUUUGAAGACACACAGGCUGCAAGUGGAGCAGCUCCUACACUUGAGCUUAGACAACAGAACUCUGGAGGGUUCGCUCUUGCCCAGUCCUCUGUCAUGGAUGACAUUGAGGAAUGGCUCUGUACUGAUGUGAAAGGAGAUGAAGGAGAAGAAGGGGUGACAAGUGAAGAAUUUGAUAAGUUUUUGGAGGAGAGGGCUAAAGCUGCAGAAAUGGUCCCCACACUUCCACUGGCGCCGAGUGCAGAUCCGACCAGUGCAGCUGACUCAGCUGUAAAUGCUGGUAAAAAGCCUGAUCGCUCUGAAGACUCCCUGUUUGUCUUGUAGAAGGAUUUUGGGACUAUUGGGUGUGUGUUCAGCCUCCUGUGUGUGGUAAGUAGGUGGUGCUGCAGACACAGUGGCCCCCUGUCCUUCCUCUGCUUCCCGCAUUACUACACAAUCAACACUAUGGCGGCUGCCUCCUAUGCAGUUUGUUUUCGCAGACUGGUUUUGUGAACGGAUCCUAAAGACAGACAUUUUCAUGAGCUUCAGACAUUCAUUUAUUUAAAAAAAAAAAAAAAACAUAUCACAAUUCAACUCUAUGAAUGUAAGAGGUCACUGAUAUUUUGUUAAUGAAGCACAUGCCAGGAACUAGAAAACUUAACAAGAAGAUAAUUUUAGCAAUUUCUUUAAAUGUCAGAAAUGGAUUUUUUUUUUUUUUUUUGUAAUUUUCUUUGGGCCUAGAUUAUUUAAAUUGUUAUUCCACACCUCAGUAGCACACAAACCUUAUGGCUAGGGGGAAUUAAAAAAUUUUACUAAUUUCUUUCUAUCUAGAAAAAGUUUCACUCUAAUAACAGUAAAGUCAGAUUUAUCUAUUGUAUUAUCUAUUAAAUGAAAACGAACAGAAGAAGGAUUAGUUAGGUUUUUAUAGUGUAUGUGAAUUGCAGUACAUGAACUUGGGAGACUGGUUCAUUUGAUAUCGGUUACAUGAGCUCUGGUUUUUGGUCUACCUCGCGAAGCAGUGAGAAAGGGAAAAGGAUGCAGAAGUGAUGGUUCAGCAAAAGAUCUCUUAAGUGUAGUGAUUGAUGAAGUGAGAGUUUGUUUUUUGCACUGCCUCAGGAUAAUGCAUGUCAUUAAUUUAGAUGUGAGACCUGUUUGAGAAAUCACAAAGGGAUAGAGCGUUAAUAUGUAUAUUUAGUAUCAUUUGCACUGAAGCAGUCUUUUAGGCUGUGCAGAUGGAGCUUUUGUUCAAAUGCAAAUCUUAGCUGUCGUUCAUUGAAAUGCUGCCUGUUAUAUGAGACAUAUUCCAAGUAAAUAGAGUUCAAAGCUGGUGGUGACUGCAAGGCAGGUUAAAUUGGAUUUUUCCCUCGCACAACUACUGUAGAAGUGAUGUCAAGCUCAGUGCUGUUACUAGGAAAUGAAAUGGAUCUGCCUUAAUGACCAGAAGUCAUAAGUAGCUAACAUGUACCUAUUUGGUAAAAUUUUAAAUUCUGUAACUUGAAUAUUCUGUUUGAUACAUUUGAGUGUUUUCGUGUUGUGUAACUCACAGAUGUGUGCUGUUUUAAUGGACCAAACUGCAUAUAUCUGAUUAUAGGUGUCCAGAAGAAUAGCUUGUAUCAGGGUUGUCUCCAUGGGGAAUUAAAAGAUGGCUACUUGUCUCAAAAUGCGUGAUGCUUCCCAGACAUCAUGGCAAAACCAGACCUGCAAAUCUGUACACGUUUUGAGCAGGAGCACCACGUUUUAACAUCAGAGAAUGCUGCUGUGAGUUAUCACCCAAAACUACGCAAAAAGAGCAAUCUUAUUAUUCAAAAAUGGCGUGGCACUUUCUCGUCACGGUAAAUGGAGAAUGUUCAUUAAAAUAUAAAAUGUUAAACAAAAUCUAUCAAUGUAUCUUUGACUUGGUUAACAUUAGACAAGUAUGUAUUUAACAUCAGUUAACUAUAUUUGUUAGGGAUGCCACAGAAAGAUUUUGGACAAAAAUAAUCAAAAACAGCACUUCUUCGGCUGAAAGAGAGAAAAAAAAAACCCAGGUCAAACCAAAAAAUAGGCCAGUUGUCUGCAUUUCUUUCAGUCACCGUUCUUAUGUCAUUCAACAGCUGACCUGUGAGGUGCACAAAAUUGAAAUAUGUUAUAGCUAACUAUUGCUAGCUAAAGCAUUUUAAUGAUAACUAGCUUACAAACCAACAAAAUAACAAACUUCCUGUAAUCUAUCAAACUACUUAGCAAGCAGGAAAUCUAGCCCAGGUGGUUGUUUCUUGUUUGUAUUUUUAUCAUGAUUUAUGAACACCAAUUUCAUUAAAUGUUAAGCAUAGGAAUUACAAGUCAUAAAAUCAGAAAAACAAACAAACACAACCACACAAAACAACAAAAAGGGUGAUGUAGAAUAGCUCACAUUAAUAAAAUACCUACCUAUACAAUUACCAUGUCCAUACAAUUACCAUACAAUACUAUACAAUACUAUACAAUACUAUAGUAAUUGUAUAGACAACAUGUCUGUACAAUUACCAUAAUCUCUAGACACCUAGAUAAAGAUAUAAAAGGAUGAAAAACAAUGCUAAUAUAGGUAACUAGUAAACUAGCACAGGCACUUUAAAAUGUUAUAUUUCAAUACUUUCACUAGUAAACAUGGAUAUUUCACAUUUUACAGGUAUGAAGUUGGUUUGUUUGUGAAGGACAGAACAGCCAUAGUUAGAAGAAAUUAAGACACAGCAUAUCUAAAUAAAGGUUUCCUAAAUUAAAUCCUGUUAAAUUCUGAUUUUACAUCCCAUACAUUAUUUAUUUAAAUUACACUGUAGACUGUUGUGGCUUCUCAGAUACGGCUUAUGUCUAAAAAGUGAUUUCAUAGUAAUGAAGAAUAUAUUUCUUUUAAUUUAAUUACAGACAUCCAGAACAGAGUACUCCACACUUGCCUGCUUUGACAGAUUGUCAUCUUUGCCUCAUUUUGAGUCAGGAAAAAUCCUGUGUAAUGUAUGUAUAGACUGCAUGUUAACUGUAUUUGUUGUGUGUGCUGAGUGGAUAGACCACAGAGAGAUAUUGAAAACACUAAUUUAAUAAAUAACCUCCAUAAAUUCUGCACUCGCAAAGGCAGGUGACAUCUGAACAGUCCAGUUGUCCUGGACGCACAUGUGGUUCUCCUGGACACACAAUCUGGAACUUUAUAACAAGUAAAUUCUGGUAGCUUAAAGUGAAUGGCUUGUAAGCAAAGGUGAUGUUAGCAGUGAAAGAGACAGGGCUGACAGAUUUGUUCGAAAUGUUUUUCACUGCUCAGUUUUUUUUUUUAGCUUCACAGUGCUCAGUUUUGGUAAGGAGGUCUGUUGUAACAGAAUAGUGGUUUCUGACAUUUGUAGAAUUUAGUUACGUAGAAUCCGUUAAAAAAAAAUGCCAGCCUUGGUGAGAUUAAUGGAAAGUCAGUGGCAAAUGUUGAGUAGUCAGUAGGUGUGAGAAAUUCUUGGAAAAAAUUUUAGAUUUUAUGAGUAAUUUUAUUUUAAUGAGCAAUUUUUAUUUCAUUUUGUGAGUUAUUUUUGGAGCAAUUUUAUGUUCAAUUUAGAAGAAUGGAAUACAUUAUUUGUUUUUUUCACUAUCACACAAAUCACUAAUCAGCAACAGAUGAUAAUGAAUUCCUAUAUAAAGGACUCAUUUUAAGGUACCUCAUGAAUACUUUUAAGGUAUCUCAUGAAUACUUAAUUUCUGAACUCAUGUAAUUUCCUCAGUGAUGCUAAAAUCCUGGUCUAUGAGGAAAUCUUUUAUGAACAUAUAGCAACACUAAUUCCCUUUGUUAAAUCUAAUAUGUGCAAUUUUUGUGUAUGGAUAUUUUUAUGGGUAGAAUAACACUCAUCAGCUUCUGCACUUCAUCAAUUGUCUUUACAUUUCAGUGUGAUUGAGAGUGUAACGUACUCUGUGGUCUAAAUGUGGAGAAUGUAGGACUGAGUGAUUUUAUUUUUAUUUCAUAAUGUCAGUAUUGGGAUGGUAAAACUGAAUGCAGUGAUCAACUUCACAGCUUUUGACUUUUUAUUUGUGUGAUUUUAAUGCUUGUGUUAAUAGAAACCUGAGUGUGUUUGUGUUUUGCUUUUGUAAGCUGUUCAGACCCUUUUGCACCUCAUGGUUCAAUGAUCAUGACCACGACUAUCAGUUUAAAGAUAAAUACAAAUUAUUGACUUGACUGCGAUUGAAAAUAUGUAAGAGUUGCUUAAAUGAUCACACACAGUGGUCAGUGAUGCUCUUUUUACUUAACGUGGGAAGGAAUUUCUUCAAAAUCAGCGCAUCCUCAUAGCAUUUUCAUAUACAUAUAUGAGUAGUACUUUUCUUUGUCUGGAUAUGUAUUUGAAGUGUUAUGUAUCUGUGUGAGCAUUCUCCCAUUCCCGCUGCAGGAAAUGUUCAUUUUAUGGAGAGAAAGGAGAACAAGAAAAGAGAUCUCGAGUGCAUUGUAUUCAAGCGCGUGUGAGGCACGGCUAAACCGUACACUGUUGUGUACUGAUGUGCUGGUCUGUGUGCUUACUUGUUGUUAUACCUCAAGUUGCACUCUGUGCUCUUUGAUUCAUGCAUGUGCUAAUCUCCAAUAAAACAUACCAAGGUGGUGACCUUUCAUCAAA